AUGAGGUUGGAUAUCAAGAGGCAACUCUUCGCCCGCUCCGAGCGAGUGAAGGGCAUUGACUUUCACCCUACAGAGCCAUGGAUCUUGACAACAUUAUACAGCGGUCACGUAUACAUCUGGUCGUAUGAAACUCAGUCAAUUAUCAAAACUUUCGAAUUGACCGAUGUCCCCGUUCGGGCUGGGCGAUUCAUCGCCCGCAAAAACUGGAUUGUUUGCGGUUCAGACGACUUUCAGCUCCGUGUCUACAAUUACAACACCUCCGAGAAGAUUGCCUCCUUCGAGGCGCACCCAGACUAUAUCCGCUCUAUCGCUGUUCAUCCUACUCAGCCAUUCGUUCUUACAGCUUCCGAUGACAUGACGAUUAAACUGUGGGAUUGGGAGAAGGGAUGGAAGUGCGUACAAGUCUACGAGGGUCAUAGCCACUACGUGAUGGGGCUCGCUAUAAAUCCCAAGGACACAAACACUUUUGCUUCCGCCUGUCUGGAUCGGACCGUCAAGAUAUGGAGCUUGGGUUCACCGCACGCCAACGUCACGCUCGAGGCUCACGAAACAAAAGGUGUCAACUAUGUCGAUUACUACCCUCAGGCCGACAAACCGUAUCUCCUCACCACUUCAGAUGAUAAGACCGUAAAGGUCUGGGAUUACACCACAAAGGCACUCAUUGCGACUCUAGAAGGACACACCAGCAAUGUAUCUUUCGCCUGCUACCACCCGGAAUUGCCCGUCAUCAUUUCCGGUUCUGAAGAUGGUACCAUCAAGAUAUGGCACGCAAACACAUACCGACUGGAACAGUCUCUAAGCUACGGCCUGGAAAGAGCUUGGUGUGUUUCUUACCAACGUGGAAAGCAAGGCGUUGCACUGGGUUUCGACGAUGGUGCUGUGGUUGUGAAGAUGGGCAGAGAAGAGCCAGCUGUUUCUAUGGACGGAUCGGGCAAGAUAGUUUGGGCACGACACAAUGAGGUUGUGUCCACAGUCAUCAAGGGUGGUGACGCGAGCAUCAAGGACGGGGCCCCAAUCUCUUUGCCCACCAAGGACCUCGGCUCAUGCGAAGUGUAUCCCCAGACAUUGUCCCACUCGCCCAACGGCCGCUUCGUUUCCGUGUGUGGGGACGGCGAAUAUAUCAUUUACACCGCUCUUGCCUGGCGAAACAAGGCCUUUGGGCAGGCUCUGGAUUUCGCUUGGGGCUCAAAGGACAAUAGCAAUGAUUAUGCUAUCCGGGAAUCGCCCACGAGCGUCAAGAUUUUCAAGAACUUCAAGGAGGUGAGCGGCGGGCUCGACGUAGGCUUUCAGGCGGAGGGGCUUACUGGCGGCGUCCUCCUGGGUGUUAAAGGACAAGGGGGUAUUGGUAUGUUCGAUUGGGAAUCUGGAAACUUGGUCCGACGGAUUGAGGUUGAACCUAGAUCUGUCUACUGGUCUGAGUCCGGAGAGCUGGUCACUCUCGCCUGUGAUGAUUCAUUCUACGUUCUUAGAUUCUCUCGCGAGAAUUACGUUAAUGGUCUGAAUGCAGGCGAAGCGGACGAGGAUGGUGUCGAGUCCGCAUUUGAAGUCGUCACCGAUGUCAAUGAGUCUGUCAGGACAGGUCAAUGGGUCGGAGACUGCUUCAUCUACACAAACUCCACAAACCGCCUGAACUAUCUUGUCGGUGACCAGACGUAUACCGUGUCACACUUUGACCAGCCAAUGUAUGUCCUCGGAUAUCUUCCACGCGACGGCCGAGUCUACAUUGCCGACAAGGAUGUCAAUGUCGUGUCGUUUGCCCUGUCUCUCAGCAUGGUCGAGUACCAGACAGUCGUUCUGCGCGGUGACAUGGAUCUUGCCGCAGAAUUGCUCCAGGAAAUCCCACAAGAUCAGAUGAACAAGGUGGCUCGAUUCCUCGAAGGCCAGGGAUACAAAGAGAUGGCCUUGGAAGUCGCAACAGACCAAGAACACCGCUUCGAUCUCGCACUCGCUCUUAACAACCUCGAAAUCGCCCUUGACAUUGCCCGCGAGGCCAACGUGGAACACAAGUGGAAGAUUGUCGGUGACGCCGCUCUGUCAGGCUGGAACUUGUCUCUGGCCCAAGAAUGCUUCAUCAACGCCAAGGAUAUCGGCUCUCUCCUCCUGCUGCACACUGCUAGCGGUAACAAGGAAGGUCUGCAAACGCUGGCCGAGCAAGCCUCUGGUGCCGGUCUUCACAACGUAGCAUUCUCCACACUGUGGUCUCUUGGAGAUGUCGACGGCUGCAUUGACCUCCUCGUCCGCACUAAUCGCCUCGCCGAGUCCGUUCUUCUUGCUCAAACAUACAAGCCAUCCCGAGCACCGGAGCUUGUGGUCAAGUGGAAGGAAUCCCUGGAGCAGACUGGAAAGUCCAAGAUCUCCCGGCUCAUUGGUGUUCCUCCUGGUGCCCCUGACGUUGUGGCAGAUGAUGAUUUGUUCCCUGAAUGGGAGGAAUACAUCCGUCUCGAGAAAGAGGGCAUUGUUGCUGAGCCAGCAUCAUCCGGUUCUCUGAUUGACGUUGAAGCAGAGGAGAUUGAGCCCGAGACGAAUGGUGCACAAGAGGUGGAAGCGGAGGCUUGA
Molecule: messenger RNA, 2556 nt
Organism: Aspergillus calidoustus
Lineage: Eukaryota; Fungi; Ascomycota; Eurotiomycetes; Eurotiales; Aspergillaceae
Source: the annotation of a GenBank genome assembly